AUGGUGACCGGCGAAGAGUUUGAAGUGGACAGCAAGGCAGCUUCAAGACAGGUUAACUGCGAGUGUCAAUGCUCUGAAAUUACUUUCCUGGAUAAAUACGGAAAACAGAAUGGAAAUUGUAAAUCUGCGGAUAAAACUGGAGCACUCUGGUGCUAUGUGGAUCCUAAUUUUAACAGGUGCAGUGACCUCCAACGUUCAGUGAGGUUUGGACAAAAGCUAUGGUCCUAUCAGGCCUGUGCUACACCGGAGAUAGGGGCUCCCCUUUGCCCCUAUGGAGGCAAUUUUAAUAAUGGAGGCUUCAACAAUGGAGGAUUUAAUAACGGAGGAUACAAUCCAGGAUCUAACAAUGGAGGCUUCAACAACGGAGGUUUCAACAAUAAUGGAGGCUUCAAUAACGGAGGUUUAAAUAACAAUGGAGGAUACAAUCCAGGAUCCAAUAAUGGGGGCUUCAACAAUGGAGGAUUCAAUAAUGGAGGUUUAAACAAUAAUGGAGGAUACCCUGGGAUCCGAACAGAGACUGAGGUCUCGAACGGGAGAGUUGCAAACACAGAAGAGAAGAAAUCAGACUCUGUAAACUUCGGAAAUUGA
Eurytemora carolleeae is the source of this 588-nucleotide messenger RNA. RefSeq names its product cold and drought-regulated protein CORA. Lineage: Eukaryota; Metazoa; Arthropoda; Copepoda; Calanoida; Temoridae. The transcript has a single exon. The record is from RefSeq and is a predicted model, not a curated record. The coding region runs from base 1 to 588 and encodes 195 amino acids.